Messenger RNA from Chara braunii, 5260 nucleotides. The record is from the annotation of a GenBank genome assembly. NCBI's taxonomy places the organism in Eukaryota, Viridiplantae, Streptophyta, Charophyceae, Charales, Characeae.
GAAUUGCUUGAUCUGUUCUACCCCUGUACCCAUCCUCUCCCUCUCACUGUUUUGCGACCAUUCGGACGAGCCAGCCUUCAACAGCAGUUUUCUGAUGCCAGCAGGGCAAGCCACCGAACAGCGGCCACGACGCAGCAAGAGGAUCGCAAAUCGUCAACAGCAACAGCAACCUGCAGUUCGACAACAGCCACAGACCAGCACUUAGAUGGCGAUCACGCCGAACAGCGGAACAUCAUCCGAGACUUCGACAUCUAGCAAUGUCGAACCAUUGCCGAUCUGUCCUGCUCAAGGGCCGAAUGAGUCCAUCACGGACUACAUUCAGAGAGUGAAGACCUACACGGACGCACUCACCCUUGCCAAGGAACGACAAGAUGUUGCCGAAGCAGAAAAACAAUGGUUGGCAGUAGAAGCUGCAGCCCAAGCCCAGCGACAAGCUGAGGCGGAGCAGUUGGCGGUCGACAAGCUCAACGCCGACAGUGCCAACCUUUUGAUCUCUCAACACGAUCAGUGGGCAGCUGUGCUCAACGGGAUGCGUUAUGUUCCCGUAGCAGGCGCCAAGCCAACGACAGUACAGCAGGAGAGACAAAACCUGGCAGACAUUUUACUAUGCACGAUGCGUGCAGUUAUCUGGAACAGCACCAUGGGGGACCUUCAUUCCAGGUCUACACGACAGCUGCAGCAUGAUCUUAGCCAUAACGUGAAGACACUGGCAGCAACCGUCAAGGUCGCGGACUCCCAGCUGCAACAGAUGGACAGCCGCAUUGCUGCUCUGGAGGCAAGACCCUCCCAAGCAGUGUCGGGCUGCACGACAGACACGGCGAAACAGCUCAACGAGCGCAUCGACCAUGUCGUCAAUCUCAUCGGCGAACUAGGUGAUUUCACAAGUCCGGCCACGAUCAGCAGCACGGUGGCCGCCAUCAAGACGGACAUCACCAAACUGCAGAUAAGACCGGACGCCGCUACAAAGAACUACAAGAUGCCGCACUUCAACAUCAGCAAGUUUGACGACUACAACAAGACAGACGCCUUGACAUGGUGGCAAGGUUUCCUCACGGAAGCAUCCUGCCGCACUGUCCCGGCUAAAGACAUGAUGAAGGCGCUCUACCUCCAACUGAUUGGAGGAGCACAGGCAUGGAUGAACCAUCUUGCGGCUACCAUGAAAUGCACCAUUGCUGAACUCCACAAGCACAUUCCGUGGAAGGAGUUCGAGCAACUGUGGUUCACUCGAUUCAUGGUCCGCAACGUCGUGAAGGCGGCCAUGAACAAGGUUUACACGAGCUCACAAGGAAGCAUGCCAACUCGAGACUGGACGAUCAAGUGGCAGAAGAUAGUGACCACGCCACGCUUCGAUUUGAGUUUUCCAAACCAACGAUCCGAGUUCUUCUCGCGAUCGUGCGCAGGACUGCGAACGGCACUCGGCAACGAGUACGAUUAUGCCUCAUUCCAGGCUAUUCUGGAUCGCGCGAACCUAGUCAUCCAAACGGAUGACAAGGCCGCUAACGAACGGCAGUCCCAGCCGCACUAUGUGGCUAAGCAGGGCUAUCAACGACCGGCACAUAACAAUGCCGUGAUUUCUGAAGAAUCAGUCGAUCUGCACGCCGCAGCAGCAUCCUCGAGUGAUGGAGGAAUUAUCGCAGCGCUCCCGCCGAAGCGUCCAAAGAGAGUUCGGAAGAACAAGGCGACACAAGCGACGACAUCGACGGGAACUAGGCAGCAACCAUGGACGGCGUUCAACAUAACCAAGGGAGUAUUUGAUCUUUGUCAACGGUACGGAUAUUGCCUUUGGUGCAAUGGUGUCACUCACUUGACCGCACAAUGCCCCGAAAAGGGCAAGGCACGUGCAACCUGUAGUGCCUUGAUUGAUUGCGGAGCGUCUCACAACUUUAUGAGCCAAGCCUUUAUGGCCCGCGCAGGCCUUGGCCCGCGCGUUCGAAGGAAGACGCAACCUACGCAAGUUACACUCGCGGACGGCCGCACGCAAAAGUCAAUUGACCGAUGCGUCGACGACAUUCCGGUAUACUUUGCGCCACUUGCGUGCGAGCCGGUGUCUUUUGACGUCCUCGACACCAAGUUCAACAUGAUUCUAGGCAUGUCUUGGUUGCGUAGCGCCGAUCAUCCGGUGAACUUUCAUGACCGGACCGUUCACAUCCGUNUUCACAUCCGUGAUCGGAACGGAGUGUUAGUCCCAUGUACGGUCGCGACCCCUCAUACUUCGAUUGCUUGUCACGUGGUUUCCGUUGCGAGAAUUCGCGACGCCAUAGCUAGGAAUGACGUCGAGGAGAUGGGCCUUGUAUUCUUGCAUGCUCUCCCCUCGCCGGACGGACCAGCCGCGUCACCGCCGGACCCACGCAUCUCUCACCUCUUGGACGAGUAUGGAGACGUCUUCGAGGCUCCCACCGGAACGGUUCCGGACCGGCGCAUACGUCACGGGAUCACCCUCGAGACUGGCGUUGUCCCUCCACGUGGAUGCAUUUACCGCAUGAGCGAAGAGGAACUCGAGGUGCUUCGCGCACAACUCAACGACCUCCUUGACAAGGGCUGGAUUCGCCCUAGUUGUUCGCCUUACGGUGCCCCUGUUCUCUUCGUCCGAAAGAAGAACAAAGAUCUACGGUUAUGCAUUGAUUAUAGAAAACUUAACGCACAAACCGUAAAGAACGCCGGCCCUCUCCCUCGGAUUGAUGAUCUCCUUGAGCGGUUAGGCGGCGCAACGUACUUCUCAAAGUUGGACUUGAAGUCGGGUUACCACCAGAUUGAAGUCCAGCCUCAAGAUCGGUACAAAACCGCGUUCAAGACGUGGUACGGGCACUUUGAGUGGGUUGUCAUGCCAUUUGGCCUCACCAAUGCCCCCGCGACUUUCCAAGCAGCUAUGAUGACUGAGUUUCGCGACUUGCUCAAUCGCAGCGUCCUCAUCUACCUCGAUGACAUCUUGGUUUAUAGUAGGACGUUGGACAAGCACAUCGUACAUCUUCGCGCUGUUUUGGAUCGUUUGCGACUAGCCAAGUACAAAGCGAACCUCGACAAGUGCAUUCGUCCCUUAGCGGACAAGAUCCAAACCAUCGCGGAUUGGCCGGAACCCCGUUGCACGACGGACGUACGCUCUUUCAUGGGUUUGGCUGGCUAUUAUCAGCGAUUCGUCGAGUCAUACUCGAAAGUGGCCGCUCCUUUGUCGAGACUUCAGUCCCCAAAGGUGCCCUUCGAGUUCGACGAUGCAGCCCGUGGCGCGUUCACUACGUUGAAGGCAGCGAUGCAAGCCGCACCUGCCCUCCGUAUAUACGACCCCACCCUUCCCACCCAAGUGACUACGAACGCUUCGGGAUACGGUAUUGGUGCGGUGUUGGAACAGUGUCACGAGGACGGUUGGCAUCCGGUCGAGUAUUUCUCCCAAAAGGUGUCUCUCGUCAACACUCUCGACGACGCUAGGAAGAAAGAGCUACUCACAUUCGUCACCGUUCUCAAACGGUGGCGCCACUUUCUUCUCGGUCGUCAGUGUUUUAAAUGGAAUACGGACAACAAUCCGUUGACCUUCUAUAAAACGCAGGAUAUGGUCACUAGCACGAUCGGUCGAUGGAUGUAUUACAUCGACCAGGUCGACUUUGACCCGUGCCACAUUCCCGGUCCCGCCAAUCAAGCUGCGGACGCCCUCUCACGACGGCCCGAUUUUUGUGUCAUUGUGACCACGACAUUCGACCUCGAUGACGAUCUGCAGCCGCACUUCGUCAAAGGCUACAAGUCCGAUCCGACUUACUCUACGCUUUACGCGGAGCUUUCAUCGGAUCACCCACCGGCUAGCGAUUAUCGGAUUUCCGACGGGUUCCUUCUCCUUCACACGAGAGGAAAGGACUUGUUAGUUGUGCCCCAAGAUCGCAUCUUACGGACUCGUCUUCUCGGCGAAUUCCACGACGCACGACUUUCGGCACACCUUGGCGUAAACCGCACAUUAGCACGCCUCGGCCAACGUUUUCACUGGCCCGGCGUCCUUCAUGACGUCACGAGGUACAUUGAGUCAUGUGCAGUUUGCCACCAUAACAAGGGUCGAUCUCGAGUCCCCUUCGGCGAACUAAAACCGUUGCCGAUUCCUCGGGCACCGCGCCUCUCCAUUGCUAUGGACGUGACAGGCCCGUUCCCCCGCGAUYGCCUCGGCCAUGACGGUAUUCUCACGGUCGUUGACCAUUUGAGCAACAUGGCAGACAUCUCAUCCGCACAAUGGAAGGUCAUGCUGGACGCAGCGGCCGAGAGUGAAAAACCGUUGUUUCAUAAACUUUAUGAGGACGCAAUACACAAAGAGAGGGAGGUAGAGGCAGCAGCGAAAGCCACAAGUAUUGCUACACAAGUGGCCCUCCUCGAGGUUCUGGAAUCUAGUGAUGGUCGGUUCAGAGAGAAGCUAGUUGCUGCUGUAGCAACGUUGGUUCAACCGCGGACCGUGGAAGACCUUGUGUCUCGUGUGACAGCUCUAGAGCAUCGGAACCAAGAGCUGCAGGCGGAGAUCGUCAGCUUGAAACAAGCCCAACUGGCUGCCCCUCGUCCUCCUAAUCCUCGUCCUGCUGCAGUCCCAGUCUCUCACCCUAACACAGUCCUCAUGCAGAGAGCAGGUGAAACUGUGACGAGCGCAGGAACCGGUGCCAACUUCUCAAGCGGCAGUGCCAACAGUUCUGCACUGGUCCCAAUCCCAAAUGCAGGAACAUCAACCCAAAACGCCGCAGUUCUUACUGGCGUACAAUAUGGUGGUCCCAUGGUGGACAAGAGGGCGGCCACACUGCCAUCCAAGUACGACGGGAAGGGGUACAUCACCUCUUGGAUCAGCGCCAUGCUCUCAUACUUCGAGAUCAUGCGAACACCGCAGGAAGACCGAAGCAUGAUCAUGGGCACAAAUAUAGAACCCGCCGUACGGAGUUUCAUGGAAGUCCAAGUUGUUACUGCAGGUUAUGAGAGGAUUGACCUGACUGAGUGGCUGAAAUUAACUCCUAUACGUACUCUUGACGACCUCCUCAUCGCGCAAUAUCAAGAUAAGCACGCUGCGCUCAAGGCAAGGCAAGAACUUGAGGCCCUCAAGGGUCAAAAGUGGAGGACUUCCAUGCAGGUUUUGGAGCAGCACUUGACUGGUCUGUUCACCACUCCAAACCUAGGAUGGACUGACGUGUCUUGCAUGGAUGUAGUAAUGGGAGUGGCCCCUGAAGACUGUCUCCCGACUAGGACUCAAGGACCAUACGACCUGGCGUGAGCUAAUAACGGAUAUAGUCAACCUAGAAGCCAAUGACCUCGC